Fukomys damarensis (Damara mole-rat) is the source of this 2035-nucleotide messenger RNA. It is a transcript of the gene Nptx2, whose product is annotated as neuronal pentraxin 2. NCBI's taxonomy places the organism in Eukaryota, Metazoa, Chordata, Mammalia, Rodentia, Bathyergidae. The record is from RefSeq and is a predicted model, not a curated record. Bases 1 to 960 code for a protein of 319 amino acids. The transcript is spliced from 5 exons.
AUGGGCGACCUGCCUCGGGACCCCGGCCACGUCGUGGAGCAGCUCAGCCGCUCUCUGCAGACCCUCAAGGACCGUCUGGAGAGCCUCGAGCUCCAGCUCCGCACUAACGCCUCCACCACGGGGCUUCCCAGUGACUUCCGAGAGGUGCUCCAGCGGCGGCUUGGGGAGCUGGAGAGGCAGCUGUUGCGAAAGGUGGCGGAGCUGGAGGAUGAGAAGUCCCUGCUCCACAAUGAGACCUCCGUUCACAGGCAGAAGACUGAGAACACUCUAAACGCGCUGCUGCAGAGAGUGACCGAGCUGGAGCGAGGCAACAGUGCAUUUAAGUCACCAGACGCAUUCAAAGUGUCUCUCCCACUCCGUACCAACUACCUGUAUGGCAAGAUCAAGAAGACACUGCCUGAGCUGUAUGCCUUCACCAUCUGCCUGUGGCUGCGGUCUAGUGCCUCACCAGGCAUCGGCACCCCAUUCUCCUAUGCUGUGCCUGGGCAGGCUAAUGAGAUUGUGCUGAUAGAAUGGGGUAACAACCCCAUCGAACUGCUCAUCAAUGACAAGGUUGCACAGCUGCCCCUGUUUGUCAGUGACGGCAAGUGGCACCACAUCUGCAUCACCUGGACAACACGAGAUGGCAUGUGGGAGGCUUUCCAGGAUGGAGAGAAGCUCGGCACUGGGGAGAACCUGGCCCCCUGGCACCCCAUCAAGCCAGGCGGGGUGCUGAUCCUUGGGCAGGAGCAGGACACUGUGGGAGACAGAUUUGACGCCACACAGGCAUUUGUGGGAGAGCUCAGCCAAUUCAACAUCUGGGACCGCGUUCUCCGCGCACAGGAAAUCAUCAACAUCGCCAACUGCUCCACGAACAUGCCAGGCAACAUCAUCCCCUGGGUGGACAACAACGUCAAUGUGUUUGGAGGGGCUUCCAAGUGGCCCGUGGAGACAUGUGAGGAGCGUCUCCUGGAUUUGUAGCCACCUUCUCCCUGUCCAGGAGGCCAGGAGCAGGCCUGCAGGGGUUUCAGUGCCACUUAUUCCUCCGUUGAACUGUAUAAACCUCUUGCCCCAGUGGGUGGGACCCCAAAGCCCGACCCCAGGGAAAUUCUAAGACCAAUGCCAUGUGGCAUCAUUUGUCACUGGCUUAUUUGUUCCUUUCCAAGGUUUUAGUUUUGGGGGUUAGUGCCAGAAUCCCUUGGGUAGAAGCCCCAAGCCACAAGUGGGCAAACAGCUGAUUUCCUGCUGGGGGUGAUGUCUGUAAGCCCCUCUCCUGUAAAUGCUAGCAGCCCAGUCCUGCCUGUCCUCUCAGAUCCCUGGUGUCCUGUGUGCACCUUCUGUAUGUCCCUUGUGUAUAGAGCACAUCCCUGCUGUCAGCUGAGCACACAACAAAGAUAGUCACCCCUGAUCUACCAAGGAUCUGUACCCGUGUCCUGUGCAUCAAGUCUGUCCCUGUGAGGAAGUCUAGCUGGUGAAGGGCUGACUGCCCAGACAAACCCUGUCUUUCCCAAAGCAGGAGAGGGGUUGCUGACUCCAAGGGGGGACCCAGACGGGGAAAGGCCACAGUAGCUGUUCUCUGCCCCUCUACCACUGUUUCCUCAGACCCAUGCUUCAAAGGAAUCACUCAUUUGGUGCCAAAAGUUCAUGUGCAGCUUCUACAACCAUUUGGUGUGCCCUGGGGACUAUUUUUCCCCAUCAGAAAAGAACAGCCAUUAGAAGGCUCCAUUUUUUACAUUUUGCCACUGUGAGAAGUGUGUCCAUUUUUAAUCCAUGUUGAUUCCUGAAAGCAUCUGUGCCCAUCGACUGUUUCCCCCAAGAACUUUUAAGAAAAUGAAUGUCAUUUGGCUGAUGUUUGCUCAGUGACUCCAGGAUGCUUAAUAUUAUUGUAAUUAUUUUAAAGAGAAUGUGAUUAAGUGGGGAAAUUUAUAAAGCUAAAUAUUAUAUAUUUUAUUUUUCAUACCUGUUUGAAGUGAGAAUCUGUGGAAAUUCCAUUUGUACGACCAAGUUGACAUGCCCAUCCUGACAUUGUAUGCCACAAGAAUUCUUCUGAAGAUGG